Messenger RNA from Colletotrichum godetiae, 837 nucleotides. RefSeq names its product lysosomal cystine transporter. Gene Ontology annotation, biological process: L-cystine transport. Lineage: Eukaryota; Fungi; Ascomycota; Sordariomycetes; Glomerellales; Glomerellaceae. Gene Ontology annotation, molecular function: L-cystine transmembrane transporter activity. Gene Ontology annotation, cellular component: vacuolar membrane; fungal-type vacuole. The coding region runs from base 1 to 837 and encodes 278 amino acids. The transcript has 2 exons. The record is from RefSeq and is a predicted model, not a curated record.
AUGGCGUUCGAAUUCCUCCCAUUCCUAUCCGCCGUCUUUGGCUGGGUCUACUUUCUCUGCUGGUCCGGCUCUUUCUACCCGCAGCCUCUCCUUAACUAUCACCGGAAAACUACGGCCGGCACAACGGUGGACUUUCCCUUGAUCAAUUGCCUAGGCUUCCUCGCCUAUUUCGUGUCCAACGCCGCAUUCUACUACUCCCCCGUCGUCCGCGCCCAGUACGCCGCGCGCAACCACGGCCUUACCCCGACAGUCGCCUUCAACGACAUCACCUUUGCCGCGCACGCCCUCCUCCUCUCCUGCAUAACCACCUCGCAGUACGUCCCCAAGCUCUGGGGCUUCACCCCCGCGCCGGGCACGAACCCGAGCCGCUUCAUCUCGGGCAUCGCCUCGGGCUGCAUCGUGGGCGUCGCCGUCGUCGGCCUCAUUGUCGCGUCCGCCCCGGGCGACGGCGACCCCGUCACGAGCUGGUGCGCUCUCGACGUCGUCUACGCUGUCUCCUAUGUCAAGCUCGUCAUCACACUCAUCAAGUACACCCCGCAGGUCAUUACAAACUACCGCAACAAGUCCACAAAGGGCUGGUCCAUCUGGCAGAUCCUGCUCGACUUCUCCGGCGGCCUGCUCUCUGUCGCGCAGCAGGCAAUCGACUCGUACCUGCAGCGCGACUGGUCCGGCAUCACCGGUAACCCUGUCAAGUUUGCGCUCGGCAAUGUUUCCAUGGUCUAUGACUUAGUCUUCAUGACCCAGCACUACAUCUUGUACCGCGGCUCUGACGGCAAGGCCGACGAGAGAGAUUCGCUUCUCCGUGCGGACGAUGAAGAACAUCAAAGAUUGGACUAG